CCGACCAAUUCAGACCAUGCAAAUAACAUCCGUUUGCAGCCGAGUCACGUCCAUUUAACUUCACACAGCGUUCUAAUUUUAGUCGCUGAUGUUGCUUUGUGCGCUGAUAAGCAUAAAGCUUACGUUUUUUAAAUCAAACUACAUCUUGUGUAUCUAAAAAUAUUGGUGAUUUUGUUUAAGUGUAGAUCAUUGUUCGACUCGAUUACGCUAAUAUUUAUCCUUACACUCGGCCAGUGCUCAUAAAAAAGUGUUUACCUAAUUACUGGAUUUAUUGAUUGGCACAGCUUAAUUAGCUGAAUCGCCUUCAAAACAAAACAAAUGGAGAUAGACACAAAUAUUAACAAUGACUGGAAGAAUAUAUUGGAAGGUGAGUUUUCUAAAGAUUAUUUUAAAGAUUUGCAAAAAUUCUUGGACGAGGAAUACGCGAAUCAUGAAAUCAACCCAAAAAGGGAUCAAGUAUUCGAAGCACUUAAUCUCACGCCUUUUGAAGAAGUAAAAGUUGUGAUUGUUGGCCAAGAUCCAUAUCCUGGCAAGAACCAAGCCAACGGACUGGCUUUCUCAGUUCCACUCGGAGCUCAGGUUCCGCCUUCCUUGGAUAACAUUUAUAAAUUACUUCAAAGUGACUUAGGCUACGCUCCGGUCCUUCAUGGAUGCUUAAAAAGUUGGGCUACACAGGGAGUACUUUUGCUUAAUUCAAUUCUAACUGUUCGCCAAGGAGAGACCCUGUCACAUAAAGAGAAGGGCUGGGAAACAUUCACUGAUGCAAUUAUCGAAAAACUAAAUAAACGAAACGGUACAGUUGUUUUCAUUGUAUGGUCCGAUGUGGCUAAAAAGAAACUUAUAACUUCGAAAAAUCAUCUCAUUUUAACUGAUUCUCAUCCAACUGUAAUCUAUGACGAGAUUAAGACGGAUUUUUUUGGAUCUAGACCAUUUUCUAGAGCCAAUACAUGGCUGAUGAAUCAUGGAAAGACACCUAUUGACUGGAAAUUGUCAUACGUAACCAAUGAUUGGCAGUAUGUAUUGAAAGAUGAGUUCUCCAAAGACUAUUUUAAAAAAGAUUUGCAAGAAUUCUUAGACGAACAAUACGCUCACCAUAUAAUCUACCCGGAAAGGAGGUUAAUAUUUCAAGCACUUGAACUGACGCCGUUUGAAAACGUAAAAGUUGUGAUAGUCGGACAAGAUCCCGGUAAAGUCGAAGGCUUCGGAGUGGCGUUUUCCGUCCCUUACGGAGCUGAGAUUCCGAAUUCGACAAAGCUGCAAGCAAAGCAAAAUGAUUUAGGCUACACUCCCGUCUCACAUGGAUGUUUAGACAGUUGGGGAAGGCAAGGAGUCCUGUUGCUUAAUUCAAUUCUAACUCUACGACAAAGAAAGCCAAAGUCCCACAAAGAUAAAGGUUGGGAAACUUUUACUGAUGCUAUAAUCAAAAAACUAAAUGAACGAGAAAAGCCAGUUGGUUUUCUGUUAUGGGGACGUAUUGCUGAAAAAAAAUUUAAACAUAUAAAUUCAGACAAGCAUUUCGUCCUUGUUACAUCUCACCCAAUCGCAAGCGAAUACCAAAAGAAUCAGACAGAUUUUCGCGGUUCUAAACCAUUUUCUAAAAUUAAUUAUUGGCUGAUCACAAAAGGAUUACAAGCUAUUGAUUGGCGAUUGCCUCAGGGUGAAUAUGAUGAAGUAGAUGCUAUAGGGGAGAGAGUAGAAUCGAUCGGGAUGUAAACAUUCAGUUAUCAAAACUAAAUAGUACUGCGCUAUUAGGUAGUGGCACACUAAUUUUAUAGAUGUAAAUAACUAGUUGAACAAAAUUGUGAAUUUUUCAAAACCGACUUAACCGAUUUUGAUGCCUCACAUACUUAAAAAUUCUAUUGAAUAAAUUUUAAAGGUAUGUAGGAACAUACCUUUUAAAUUUCAUCAAAAUUAGACCAAUGUUUCGAAAGUUAUCGCGUAACAAAUAUACAUACAAAAAAUGUAGGUAUUUUUGUCCCAAGUUAGACCGCGCUCGCUUCGCUCACUCGGUCAAAUAUUCGUUAUUAGAUGUGACUAACAUAAAUAAAUAAAUAAAUAUAUUAGGACAAAUCACACAGAUUGAGCUAGCCCCAAAGUAAGUUUGAGACUUGUGUUAUGGAAUACUAACUCAAUCAUAUUAUAUUUUAUAACAAAUACAUAUAUAGAUAAACAUCCAAGACCCGGGCCAAUCAGAAAAAGAUCAUUUCCCAGGUUCAGUGGCAAGAACUUUACCACUGCGCCACCGAGGUCGUCAUAUCCUAACUGAUGUUAUAAAUGCGAAACGCUCUAUAUACUUACUCAAUCUUCUUAAAAUUUUACAUAGAUUCAGAAGCGAAUUGUUUUUGUGUAUAGGUAUUCAAUUUGACUGUAUGUAUCUAAAAUACAAUGAAUUUAUGUAAAAUGAUGAGCAGUUGGUUGUGUACAAAGAAACAGUGCAUAGGGAAAGGUUUAUUUGAAAAGUAUUUAUCACAACUUAAUUUUUCUAUAGGUUAUAAACCAAAGAUUUACCUACUUAUAUCACAUAGAUUUCCUAUAUCUAUUAAAAUUGUUAGAUUAGACAAUGCUGCCAGCCUUCACGUUACCUCAAAGCAACAAAUUGCCGGGGCUGGCAUUUUUUAAAUGUUUAAUUUGUAAAUUUUUAUUUUAACUAAAUUAAACUACCUAUACUUUAAUUUACUUAGUUUCAUUUAUUCAGUUAAAUUAUUAUUAGUAUAUAAGUAUGUAUUACCAUACUAAUAUUAUAAACGCGAUAGUUUGUGAAGGUGUAUUUGUGUUACUCUUAUGUUACUAGCUGAUGCCCGCAACUUCGUUCGCGUGGCCGAAAAAUUUUGGGUAAGGAGUCAAAAUUAUUAGAGAAAUUUAAUUGUACAGACAAAUGUCACGAUACCUAUACAUACAGGAGAUGCUAAUCAGACUGAAAAAGUAUAUUUUCUAUAGUUUAGCUGAACUAUGAUGACCCUUCUUCAGGUGUUCCAGAUCUUCGAAUUUUAUACCUCAACAGAAAACGCUCAUCAGACUGAACAACUUUUAUUAGAGCGUCAUUUCUGUUUCCUAUAGUGUGGCUGUACCAUCAUAGGUCUACAUCAGGUGUUCCAGAUCUUCGAUUUUUAUACCUCUACAGAAAAUGCUCAUCAGACUGAACAAUUUUUGUUAAGACAAAAAUUGACAAUCAUAUAUUUAUUUGGAAACGUUACGUAUUGUCACAUAAAAAGCAAAUAUAAAUAAAUAUAGAAAGCAAACACUUUGGUCAAAUGAACGUCAAUAGUUAGGUAUUUAAAAUCUUUAGUUAGAUAUUUAAAAUCUUUAAAAAAGCCUACAAGUUUCGCUUUAAUGGCAUAAUCAUUACCUAUAUGCACACUGAAUUUCAUCAAACUCGAGUUAGCUGUGAAAGCAUGACAAACAAACAGACAUUCGCAUUUACAAUACUCCUAAGCAUUUUAAGCUUUCUUCUUCUUUCGAGUGUUGUUGUUAAAACGAGUGUCAGAUUUUAUUCAUGUCGCCUAAAGGCACUGACAUAACUUCGGUUGCAACUGUGACAAGUAGUAAACACUAGUGAACUAAAAUGUCCACCUGUGCAGGUUUCCGUACGUUGUUAUACAUGAUAUGAGUCAGACAAACGAGUCACUAGGAUUACGAUUUCAACCGUCUACGCCCGCUCAUUCGGAACGUCAUCGCAAAAUUUUCAUAUCGUUUGUAGUCUUGACCGCUCAUGUGGCACGAGUUGGAUUCGAACCUAGGACCCAUCGAUCACAUGCGGACGGUCUAAACCACUAGUGUUAGCCACACACUCGAUUUGAAUAAUUAAGGAUUAAAUAAAACACGUUUCAAGCUAAUAGUCAUUUUAAUCAAGAAUAUUUUUAGAGCAAAGGACACGCCCCCCUCGCUAGUCUAAAGUAAUUUGUCACGAGGUAUUUAACAUCACUACUCAAUUGAAUCUCUAAAUCUAUCGCAAUAUUGAUUGUUAUGAAAUCCAAAGUACAAUAAAAUUUACUGAUAUCACAUUACGUAACAGUUUUCAAAUAUCACAAGAUAUAUUUUUUUAAAUAAGCAAACACAGCACAUAACCCAUCGUUUCGAAGAAAAAACAAAGAUAAACUUUAUUUAAUACAUCACAUUGUUUGAAUCGGUGAAGGACACCUGCACCCUUGUAGAUUUGUUAAUAUAGUCGUUAAAUUCAUGGGAUGCCUUCAGGCGAAUAAAGUCCAAAAUUAUUAUUAGCAAUAAACAAGGUUUUUUUUAUGACAUCAUUAAUUUUAGCUCUGAUUCCACUAUAGUGUGAAUUUAAAGUGUAAGUACCUCGCUCGAAGCGCAACAGUUUUGAAAUGAAUCUACCUAUAGCAAGUAAAAGAUGCGCGGUACAAGUUUGUUAGACAAAUUAAAAAACCCCCCGACUUUCAAUAUUCAUUUCGCUACAACUUUUGAAUGGCUGAACCGAUUUUGAUCAAACGUCUAAAAACUACCGCAUAAAAAAUUGCUACCAAAUAAAAAAACCGCAUCCUAAUCGGUUCACCCGGAUCAUUCUCACUAGUUCCACUGGCAAAUAGUUCCAUGGAUCAAGUGAGAAUAUUUUUUCUCAGUAGUUCCAUUGACUUUGAAGCGUCAAUUGGAACCAUUGAUGAGCUACGGUGCCAUACGUACCCAGACAGGCGGACACUUAGCGGUCAAACUCCCCUCUUCUUGCGUCGGGGGUUAAAAAUAAAGAUGCGCAUCAUUAGGUGCUCUUCAAAACGGUUGCGCUUCGAGGAAUAUGUCUGAAUUUGAAAUUCGAUCUCUUCGAUCGUCGAAACUUUUCGCAGUGAGUUACCACACCGAAAUAAUGAAAGAAAAUGAGUCUCUACGUCUCUAUGAUUCUCAGUGCAUAGAUUUUUUAUAUAGCAUAGCUAUCGUGCUCAUAAUACUUUAAAUUUUAAAUGGAUGAAUUAAAUAUUUUAACAUGUCUAUUCUUAAUAAAUAUUCAACUAUAUCAAAUAUUUUAUACCAGAUUUAUCAGUACGCGAUAUGAAUGAUCAAAUACUCAGUUUAUGCCAAAAUACAUAUUUUUCCAUGUAUAAUAACAAAAGUAUUAUUAAAUCUCGUGCUUAAAUUCCCGUGUUCCAUUAGGGAUUGUGGGUUAUGCUUAUAUGUACAGAUGUCAAAAAUAAAACAAAAAUAAUAAUAUAUUCUAAAAUAUUAUUUUCACUAAAGUGCUACAAGAGCAAUAGACAAACAUACCCGUUUCACAAUGAUCACUUUAAUGUAAUCGAUUUAUGAAGAAUAAAAUAAUAAUAAAAACAUAUAAACAACACAGAUUAAAUUAAUAUCAUACUAGUUUUUAUAUUACUAGCUAGGGUAAACUUCACAAGAUACCAACUCAGAAUAUUUCCAUCAUAUCUGUACCUAUAGGACAACUAACAAACAAACAAACACUGUAGUUGUGUCAUAUUUGAUGUUGUAUAAUCCUUAUAUAUUAUAAAAAUCCUCUACCGCGUCUGUCUUUUUGCGAUAAACUCCAAAACGACGACACGGAUUUUCAUGCGGUUUUCAAAAUGAUAGAAUGAUUCCUGAGGAAUUAUUAGGUGUAUAUUUUGUUAUGUUUUUACCCGAGCGAAGCCGGGGCGGGCCGUUAUUGAUUUAUAUAUGAAAAAACUUUACUGAAAAUGGUACUUAUCAUUGACGUUUAAGCAGUUAAGUUUUUUUUUUUUGUUACAAUACUAGACAGCGGCGAUAAGCUGGUCUCAUUAGUCACAUAUUUGCUAUGGUUUCUAUUUGGCAAGAACAUAAUACAUAGCUUAGAACUAAAAACCGUCUUAUUCAUAAAAGUUAUCGAACACUAAACUUAUCUUUUUAAACAUUUUGUGUCUUUUCAAUUUCGUAUAUCGGAAAGAGAGAUCGGGAAAAACCAUCCAAAUCGGAAACAAAAGGAUUUGAAAAAAAAAAAAAACUUUAACUUUUUGUUAAAA
Messenger RNA from Plodia interpunctella (Indianmeal moth), 5939 nucleotides. RefSeq lists its product as uncharacterized. NCBI's taxonomy places the organism in Eukaryota, Metazoa, Arthropoda, Insecta, Lepidoptera, Pyralidae. The record is from RefSeq and is a predicted model, not a curated record. Gene Ontology annotation, molecular function: uracil DNA N-glycosylase activity. Gene Ontology annotation, biological process: base-excision repair, AP site formation via deaminated base removal; base-excision repair. The transcript has 2 exons. The coding region runs from base 319 to 1713 and encodes 464 amino acids. Gene Ontology annotation, cellular component: nucleus; mitochondrion.